CACAAUAUUUUGAUUUGUGAAAUUUCAUCAAUUUCUGUAAUAUAUUUUUCCUUAUUUACCGGUUUCGUUAAAGUGAUGACUUAAUUAUGGCAUCACCUGGCGAGCCGUGGGCACAGUUGAUAUGCUCAACCAAUAAUGAUACUGAUCCAAUAUAUAUAUCGAAAGAUAUAUUUGUGAUAGGAAGAGCAAAAGACUGUGAUCUCAAAAUAACAGACAACAAGCUUCUCUCUGGAAAACACUGUUACAUACAGAGGCUGAGUGGAGGUCAAGUCAUCUUGCAUGACACAAGCACAAAUGGGACACUUCUUAACAGCAAAACUAAGAUACUGAAAACAGGUGAACUCCUGCAGCAUGGAGAUGAAUUUCAUGUUGUCUACAAAAAAGGUGCAGAAGAAAGUAAUUUAGGGUAUCUCUUUCAAGAUCUGGAAGAACUGCGAAAAGAAGCCGCAGAUGACACACAAGAAUAUGAUAUAUCUGAACUCGAUCAAACUGUUUCAGAUGAAAUAGACUGUCCUGAAGAUAUGACUCCAGAGGGACCCAAGAAACGGCCUGCUCCGGAAUCCCUUGUCGGUAAACCGUCACUAAAAAGAAUCAGAUCAGGAGAUGAAGGAGAAAAUGCUGUUCGUACAUCUCAAAAAGCUGGUCCUUCUGGUGCAAAGUGUGACAUAUUGGUGGAGAAAGUACCAGAGACAGCAAAAGAAGGAAGCAAGGAAGAGUUAGAGAAGGAAUUAGUGCCUGAGAGGAAGACAGAAGAAACCAAGGAAGGAGAAACUGAAACUGACGUGAAAGAUGAUACGUGUGAGAAGUCUGUGAUGAAAAGUGACAGUGAUAAAACAAAGGCAGCUGACUGUGAGGAGGAGGAUGCGAUGAUGGAGACAUUGAUGUGUAUCAUUUGUCAGGAGAUUCUCCAUGACUGUAUAAGUCUUCAACCAUGCAUGCAUUCCUUCUGCUCCGGGUGCUAUUCCGACUGGAUGAAGAUGUCCAAUGAAUGUCCCUCUUGUCGGGUCAAAGUGGAUAGAAUUAAUAAAAACCACAUUGUCAAUAAUCUUGUGGAAGCAUAUCUAAAGACUAACCCAGACAAGAAAAGACCAGAAGAAGAUAUAAAAGAACUUAAUGAGAAAAACACAAUAACUAGAGAUAUGCUGUACCCUAAAGGCAGACGUUACAGUGACAACAGUGAUGGUUCUGGUGGCGAUGAUGAUGAUGAUGAUGAUGAUGAUGGACCUCGUAUGCCUAUGUUAAAUCCACUCAGUGGUCUUUUUGCUGCUCCUGUGCUUGGUGGUAUUCGGAUGUUUGGUGCUCCUCCUCCGCCGAUGAAUGUCUGUCGACAAUGUCCAAAUUACCAUGCACCGGUGCCUAAUCCUCCUGGUGCAGCGGUGGUUGCUGUUCCUCCAGUUCCAGGUGCCGCCCCAGCUCUUGCGACAGGAGGGCCUACAGCAACUGCUGCUAAUGUCGGACCAGCUGCUGCUCCUGAUACUCCUGGGGAUGAUGCUGUCCCCUCGACAUCAGGUGCUACUGGAGAUAAUGGAAGAAGGGAUGGUGCUACAGGGGGUCCACGACUGAAAGACGAGAAAGUCGUCCCAACGCCUCCUAACUACGUCUGUCACAAUAACCAGAAUCAUGCCAUCUGCUUGUGCUGUAUGCAGCCGAUGCCAGACAGGAGAACUGACAGGGUCACAGAUCCAACUCUUCCUGUACAACAAUGUUCAAUAUGUUAUCGCUUUUAUUGUCAUGCCUACUGGGGAUGUACUAAAGGGGAUUGUCUCGGCUGUAUCGGUAGAUUCAGAGACAUGAAUUUCGGGAAAAAGGGUUUGGCCGGUCUUAUAAAUGACAAUGCGUACGAAUCAAAUGUAUUAAAGGACUAUCUUGAGUCUGAAGAAAAGUCAGUCAGGGACAUGCUGCAGGAGUGUGUGGCAAAGAUGGAGCGUGGAACAUAUACUACAGUUGACUCUGGGAGAAAUCAUCUCAAUGGUGACACAGCAACAUGCUAUGCAUGUGGCAUCAGGAACUUCAAGGAAUUGGCGUACCAAUAUAGGCGCGACAUACCGGCUUCCCAGCUUCCAGCUGAAGUCACCAGGCGAGCGGACUGCUACUGGGGCAAGAACUGUCGGACACAAAAGAAUAAGCCUCACCAUGCACAGAGAUUUAACCACAUAUGUGAUCAAUUACGCACAACGUGAAUGACCCAGGAUUGCGGGGAAGUACGAAGAAACUGUAGGCUUAAUAAAUGCAGUUGAUUUUCAAAUGUAAUUUACUGUUGAUGAGCACUUUUCCAGGAACCACUAGGUAUCAUAUGGUACAUGUACUUAGUUAAUUACAGGUAGACUUGCUGAUAGUGUGGUGGUAAUAAGUUUUAUUCAAUAGAUUGUAUCUUUAAAAUUUUGUAAGCUCUUGCUAUCAAAGAGUUAAUUUGUAAACAAAAUGCUCCAUUUCUUCUUUUGUUUUUGGCACAAUUCUACGUCUCUUAUUUUUAUUUCAAUGACCUCAGUAGUAUUUCAUUGUAUAGAUGCUCUGUGUGUCCAAAGUAGUGAUGGCGUAAGCCUGCCACUAGAAUCAUGAGGUUUUACAAACUUGCAGAGUUUUAGUUGAGCCUUUCACUGGUGGUUCACAUGUCCAGCUGAGGAAAUCACUGUGAUGCAUGCAUUUCAUAAACUUUUGUCGUACUGUACAUCAGUUGUAAAUUUAUGUAUUUAUGAACAAUAAAAGUGUA
Lineus longissimus is the source of this 2710-nucleotide messenger RNA. RefSeq names its product E3 ubiquitin-protein ligase CHFR-like. Gene Ontology annotation, biological process: protein ubiquitination; mitotic cell cycle checkpoint signaling; ubiquitin-dependent protein catabolic process. The transcript has 19 exons. Lineage: Eukaryota; Metazoa; Nemertea; Pilidiophora; Heteronemertea; Lineidae. The record is from RefSeq and is a predicted model, not a curated record. Gene Ontology annotation, molecular function: protein binding; ubiquitin-protein transferase activity. The coding region runs from base 87 to 2180 and encodes 697 amino acids. Gene Ontology annotation, cellular component: nucleus.